AAAAAUGAGAGAACAUAUAAAAAGGGAUUCGUAUUACAACAGAAAAUGUCAAAACCUUCAGAGGUUCCAUUCCUAAGCAAUUCUGACACAAUCAGCUAUGUGUCGUCAUCUAAAUUGAUGGUCUUGGUUCCCAACUCACGUCUGGAUAUUCUUCAGAAAGUAUCCACUAUUUAUGGAACCAAUGCUACCUGCGUAAAAGAAGACGAUAAAAGCAAACAGUAUGUAAUGGUUAAAAAGGCUUGUUUGGAGGACCGUCAUGUUAUUGCCAUUGAUGUUGGAGAUAUUCAAGACCCUGAUUCUUCGAAACUCCUGCCUUUUACUGAAUUAGCAUAUGACUUCAACUAUAUUGUAUCUUUUAUUAAUGAACCUGAGAGUAUUCUUCCAGAUUAUGUUGGUUGGCACCUGAAUGAGGCAGAUUCUUGCAUGCUUGGUCUAUGUGCCAAAGCCCUUCUUGAUGAUCUUCUUAGAAAUAAUUAUGAAUUUUGUACUGAUUUUAGAAAUUUCAGCCAGAGUGAGACAAUAUCUGAAAUGUUAGAAUUUUAUCAACUUGCACCUUCAAAUCACAAUGGUAUGCUUCAUUGUACUGCCAAGUAUUUUGGCAAAACCCCAGCAUCACCUGCCAUAGAAUACUUUCAAGAGGUAAAAAAAAGCAUCACAAUGGCUUUUGAAACCACUGUCAUUGGUUUGGUGUUCACUCCACGCACAUUUGGUGCUCGCCUGAAACUCUCUCCAAAUCAGUUAGAACUUUGGGGAGGGGAUGAUGAACAGAAGCAAGUGACUCGGGAAUCAUUUGACAGCAGUACUGAGGGGACUAGCCCAAACAAAAGUUUGCAGAAGGAGUCUGACUCAAUAACAUCCCUCAAUUCAGCUAUGACCCAAAAAUUGGUAUUAAAUGAGUCUGAAAAAGAUUUUGGAGCACCAAUCAAGAAAAAGUCACCAAGAUAUUUUCCGAAUUGCCAAGCUUCACUUGUUUAUCCUACAGAAAAUUUAUCAGAGGAUCCAGAUUUCCACCCUGUGACAGGUCCUGGCCGCAAGGCUCACAUGACACUUGGUAUUGCUCCAGGACAGAGUGCUGUAACAACAGGGUAUGAUCUUCUUGAAAUAGUUGAGUUGGAAAAGAUGCAAAAAGAAUGGAAAACAUACGAAGUUUCACGGGGUUGGCUCAGAGAUUAUGGAGAAAAUAGAUGGGUUUUAUAUAUGAAAAAUAAAAUUACAGUUAAUAGUUUGUUUUCAGGUGUUUACAAUUUUUCAUAACACAUGAAUGAAAUAUUUGCUCAUUUUAACGUGUCCAAAACUAACUAUCCGACUGGAAAGCUAGUUCUUUUCUUUGUAAAGACAUUUGUUGUAAUUACAAUGAUUCUUACAUUAAUUUUUACUUCCUAAGUUUUGCAUGGUUAUUAAUAAUAUAUGACUGAGGUGAAAAAUUGAUGUUGGU
Messenger RNA from Frankliniella occidentalis (western flower thrips), 1435 nucleotides. RefSeq names its product 2',3'-cyclic-nucleotide 3'-phosphodiesterase. The transcript has 5 exons. The record is from RefSeq and is a predicted model, not a curated record. NCBI's taxonomy places the organism in Eukaryota, Metazoa, Arthropoda, Insecta, Thysanoptera, Thripidae. Bases 46 to 1254 code for a protein of 402 amino acids. Gene Ontology annotation, biological process: cyclic nucleotide catabolic process. Gene Ontology annotation, cellular component: membrane; cytoplasm. Gene Ontology annotation, molecular function: 2',3'-cyclic-nucleotide 3'-phosphodiesterase activity.